Apodemus sylvaticus (European woodmouse) is the source of this 1570-nucleotide messenger RNA. RefSeq names its product alpha-1,3-mannosyl-glycoprotein 4-beta-N-acetylglucosaminyltransferase-like protein MGAT4E. Bases 1 to 1437 code for a protein of 478 amino acids. The transcript has 4 exons. The record is from RefSeq and is a predicted model, not a curated record. Gene Ontology annotation, biological process: protein N-linked glycosylation. NCBI's taxonomy places the organism in Eukaryota, Metazoa, Chordata, Mammalia, Rodentia, Muridae. Gene Ontology annotation, molecular function: acetylglucosaminyltransferase activity.
AUGCCCGAAACUGCUCCUGGAGCCACGCGAGGCUGCCUGUGGAGGUGCAUCAGAGUCCUGGCAUCCCUCGUCAUUCUGGGGUUCUUUCUUCAAGGGACUACAGCAACACCUGUGGAGCAGCAAUCUAACACAUUGCUGAGUGACAAGAAGAAAAUGAUACAGCAGAUAGCUCAGGAGGAAAUCAGCUCCCAAAUCAAGAGUCAUUUGAAAUACUUCACAGAGAUGCAGAAAAGUUCCUGUGUUCUCCAGCAUGCCAAUUACACAGUUCUGGUUGGAUCCUCUCUUCAACCAAAGAGGCUAUUGACGGUGGGGAUCUUCUCAGAGCAGCACAGUCACAGGACUUACCUCUUGGACACCAUGACAUCCUUAUUCCAAGCUUCCUCAGAACAGGAAAUGGAGUAUAUACUGAUAUUGGUCCUCCUGUCAGGCACUGACCCUAAAUGGCUCAACCAAACAGUUGGCAACAUUUCAGGUCUUUUCACGCCUCACAUUGAAUCUGGGAGGCUGCUGGUGGUCCAUGGUCUGCUUGGUGACUCCAGAGCGGAGAGCAGAAAUCAUACCCCCCCCUGUGGAAAACUAUAUUCUAGGCAGAAAACAAGUUUUGCCCUUCUCAUGAAUUUUGCCCACAACCUCUCUGAAUACUUCCUGUUGCUAGGAGAUAACGUACAGAGCACCCCCAGGUUUCUGUCUGACAUCUUCUGGGCCUUGCUGGCCUGGAAGCAGCUCCCUUGGGUGAUCCUAGAGUUUUCUAGCAUGCCGAUCUCCGGGAAGGUUUUCCAUACCGAGGACCUCUCCCGCCUCGUCUCCUUCCUGCUCCUUUUCCCCAAGGACAUUCCCACCCACUUGCUUCUCUCUGAGUUCAGGCUUCUCUUGUCUCAAAAUGUCCCCAUCCGCCUCAGUCCCACCGUCUUCUACCAAAUGAACAGUGACUCUGAAUUUGAAGACACAUGCUUUCCUGCAGAGCAAGUCAAAGGCUUGGGCAGACCAGACAAUCCCGCUGCUACCGUCUUUACGGACAUGAUCUCAUUUUGGAACACGAUUCCACAGUAUGCCUACAUUCUCAAUGACGACUACUUCUGGGUCUUAGACCCUAUAGAAGACAACUACUUGCUGGUGGUUCUGGAUAAGCCACAAAAAGUCAUCAAGGUAGCAGUGGAGACGGGCGCUAGUGAGAAUAAGUUGAACUUAUUAAAACAUGGGCAGCUAUUGCUGGGUUACAGCCCCAUGGACCACCCCAAACGCUGCGCUCAUUAUAACUUGGUAGGCCCAUUGGUGAGAGGUCAGUUGGAGCAGAUGGUAUUUUAUGAAGAAGAUGCUGUGAAGGAGAUUAGCUGUAUAAAAUUGCUGGUGACGGAAUCUCAUGACUACCCUGUCAUGAUCACGCAGAUCAAAGUCUGGACAGAAGUGGAAGAAGAGGAGAGUUGGAGGUUCCUGUAAGAUUUCUGGGGGACAGGGUUUAGGAAGGGAGAAAUAAAUCCAUCGAAUGACCAGGAAUGUCUCCUCCUUGUGAAUGCAGUGAUCAUGGACUUUAUUCUCCAAAAUGUACCCUCUGCUGGUUGGUUCCUGUCAA